Messenger RNA from Rattus norvegicus (Norway rat), 2967 nucleotides. RefSeq names its product src-like adaptor (gene Sla). NCBI's taxonomy places the organism in Eukaryota, Metazoa, Chordata, Mammalia, Rodentia, Muridae. Gene Ontology annotation, cellular component: endosome; cytoplasm. The record is from RefSeq and is a predicted model, not a curated record.
CAGAACUGUGAAUCUUGGAACAAAACUGCUUUUGAUAAUGCAAAUUUAGUCUUGGUUAAUGCAGACAGACUGUCAACUUCAGCAGUCAGGAGAAGGGAGGGGGCUAACUCCUCAUCUCAGAGACCAGUGAAGAAUUUCAAUAGAAUGCUUCGACUUCCGAAAUAAGAUCCUUCUAAGCGAGCGGAGGCUUUCUACCUUUCCAGUCAUCUUUGUGGCCCCCAUGCUCUGCAGAGGAAGUGUGAGGCCCUUUAGCAACUACAACUCUGCAGCCUGCUUGAUAACAUGGGCUUUGCCUACACUCCCACUGGAGCCCGUGUGGUCCACUCAACCUGGAACAGCAGCAGCAGCUGAUGAGAACUGGUGCCCCUCAACCCAUUGACUGUCUACUGUGAGCUCCCAGGAAGAGGCCAUGGUCUGCAUCUGAAGGCUUCCAGGACCUUCCACAUCUCGAGGAGAGAAAGAGAUGGGGAACAGCAUGAAAUCCACACCUGCACCUUUGGAGAGACCACUAUCCAACACUGAGGGACUUGAAAGUGACUUUCUGGCUGUGUUGAAUGACUACCCGUCUCCUGACAUCAGCCCCCCAAUAUUCCGGAGGGGAGAGAAACUUCGUGUGAUUUCUGAUGAAGGGGGCUGGUGGAAAGCCAUUUCUCUCAGCACCGGCCGGGAAAGUUACAUUCCAGGGAUAUGUGUGGCCAGAGUGUAUCAUGGCUGGCUGUUUGAAGGGCUGGGCAGGGACAAGGCUGAAGAACUGCUGCAGCUGCCAGACACAAAGAUUGGUAGCUUCAUGAUUCGAGAGAGUGAAACAAAGAAAGGUUUCUACUCACUGUCAGUAAGGCACAGGCAGGUGAAGCAUUACCGCAUCUUCCGCCUGCCCAACAACUGGUACUACAUCUCACCAAGGCUCACUUUCCAGUGCCUAGAAGACCUGGUGACUCAUUAUUCUGAGGUGGCUGAUGGUCUAUGCUGUGUGCUUACCACACCCUGCCUGGCACAGAACACACCUGCUCCAACAGCUCAGCCAUCACCUUGCACCAGUCCUGGUUCACCUGUCACCUUGCGCCAGAAGACCUUUGACUGGAAGAGGGUAUCCAGUUUGCAGGAAGGUCCAGAGGGAGCAGAGAACCCACUCAGAGUGGACGAAUCCCUUUUCAGCUAUGGUCUUCGGGAAAGCAUCGCAUCCUACCUGUCCCUGACAGGGGAUGACAGCAGCAACUUCGACCGGAAGAAGAAGAGUCUCUCCUUAAUAUACAGUGGGAGCAAACGCAAGAGUUCCCUUUUUUCAGCACCCCAAUACUUUGAAGAUUAAUGCCCUGGCUGGUACACAAAAGACAAAGGCCUUGACUGCCACCUGAGGCUUUAUGGAGGUCAGAGUUCCUCCUUGGUUACCUCAGGUCUUCCAGGAAUCAAGGGAAAUCACAAAGACUGUCUUUAAAUACUGAUCAGAGAAACUCCUCCCUGUUGUCUAAACAGUAUUUCAGAGCUACAUCAUGUUUGAAUCAUGAUGAAAUGGGGCAGUACUUCAAAGAACUGUACAUGUAUGAGUGUGUGUAUGUAGAACAGAAUACUCUUGCAGGAGGAUUAGAAGACUGAUUCCAGUUCCCAGUCCAAAUGUUCCUUCUCUGAGACUCCAUCGAGAGAAUCUAUCUGAGAAAGAACAUGAGAAAGAUGGCCUUCUUAGAUCUCCAGAAUGACCUCUACCUGGAGCAAAACUACCUUUAUCGGUCCAAUGAGACCUUUAGGGUGUGUCUCUUCUCUUUCUAAAGGACCAGUGACACUAAACAAUAUUCAGUGGGGCUUAUAGCUCUGAGCCAAGUGGAAUAUUCAGCAUUCAGGGGUACCAAAGCCAUGUGAACAGGAGUAGAUAGAUGGCCAUGCUAAGUCACAGGAGAGUAUAGGGUAGUGAGGGACCAAACAGGAGAGCAAGAAGGCAGCUCUACUGCAAAAACUUAUCAGACAGUUUUGACUCAUCCAGCUGCCAAGGUUCUGUGUUCUAGAACCCCCACUGCUCAUGCCUAUCAGAAGAUGCCUGGGUGAAAUACUGUGCUGAGGUCAAAUGGUAAUAAAUGAGGCUCGUCUAAUGAAUAGAAUUCCUUAAUGCUGGGAUUCAAUGGGUCAGAGAGAUAAGCAGAACAACAAGAUGUAACUGUGAAUAUGAAACAGGAGGAACCCUCAGAGUUACAAUGGGCUGAGGACAAGUGAGGGUUACCCAGGUGCUCUGUUCCCAUGGAUCGACAAGGAAUACAAGGCUUGUUGGAUCAAGUAGAUUAGAAUGUAUAGUUGUUUGUUUGUUUGUUUGUUGUUGUUUUGUUUUACUUUUUAAGGAAACUGGUUAGCUUUAGAGAAUUAAUUUAUCCUAUAAUAUUUUCCUGUAAGAAGGGCUGGCAUCUGCAUGAAUAAGAAUGCUCCUUUUUGGGAAAGGGGGGCUGGAGAAGCUGGAUGCUGCCAUAUACGAUUGUGAGAGAAAAUCCACAGGGCACUCAGGAAAGAGAAGCCUCCAUCCUGUCUUCCACCUAUAGCGUGCUGGAAUGGAAGACAGGAUAGCCAUGGUUCAUUCCUCCCUGUUUAUCACAACAAUUCUUGGUAAGAGAAAUAUAGGUGGGGUUUGUCAUCCAUUGUGCGCAUUCCAUAUACUUGGGCUCAGCUUGCGGAUGACACAAGCAUAUGCCUUGACAUGACAUCAUAUAUUGACAGAUCCAGUGGUUUUAUACCUAGAGGUCUCCGAGUUCUUUCCGAAGGCUAUUUCAAAGACACUGGUCAGUGUGUGAGAAACAAAUGUUACACAAGGUCAGUGACUUCUUCUAUGAGACCAUGACCUCUGGCUUCUGAUGUGUCUCUGUUUGCUAUCUUCUGUUGUGGUUAAUGUGAUUGAAAUAUUGAGUAGCACUUGGGGGUACUUCUAAGUCGGAAGCAUUACAUUUUGCCUAAUCAUGUAUUUAUUCCUGAUUAAAGUAAAACUAAUACUUA